AUGCGAUACAUACAAGACAGGCUUCCGUCCAUUCGAGUCCCCAGAAUUUAUGCCUAUGAGCCUGCCGGGUCGCCAAGAGCCAAGGCAGCAGGCGCCUCAUAUAUGCUUAUUGAAGGCUUCUAUGGCAAUGCCUUGAAGGAUUUCGAACUCGACAUGACAGUGCUUCCACUGGACAUGCAAAAGCGCAUCAUCGGCCAAUGGACUACAGUGCAGGCAGAACUGGUGACGCUGACAUUGCCAGCUAUCAGCUCCAUCUCAUCACUCUCCGACACAGGUGAACCAAUCGUCGGAAAGUUGGAAUCAGCCACCUUGGAAAGCUUUCAGGUCCGAGGGCCAUUUGGCAGCUCGACGGAUUAUUUUCUCGCCGCUGGCCAUGCCGCCCAGGCUAGACUUGCCGCGCAGGACGACAGCUCUCGUUGGGCAAGGCUCGGUGCCGCUGUUUUCUGCGACAUUGUCUCCAAGAAGGCUUUCUUCGCGGACUCGGAGGUAAACACUUCUUUCCAUCUCAACCACAUGGAUCUCGGCACGCAAAACAUCAUCGUUGACAACGACCUUCGCCUUCUUGCCAUCAUUGACUGGGGGUUUGCGCAGUCUGCGCCGUGGCAGGUCAACCGCUACCCGAUGCCGUUUCCGCUGCUCGACGCGCUAGAGGAAACGAAGCAAAUCUUGGCAGACCCCAACCAUCUAGCACAUAAAAAUGUGUUGCGGCAAGAAGCGACGCGGAAAAUGUACAAAGAUGGAUUUCGGGCGGCCGAGGAGGAGCUCAGGAGCCAAGGCCGAUCAUUGCCACAGUCGAUGGCCGAAGUUCUCGACAGCACGGCGUCGCGCAUCUUUGUGUGCUUUACACAUCUAGGUCGGAUGCCAGAGCAAGAUGAGGAGCUUGUGCGAAGAAUAGUGCAGCUGGCUUUUGGUUGGGAGGAUGCAAAGACAAACUCUUACUUGGCCGACAUGGAAGCGGCCUUGUAA
Messenger RNA from Akanthomyces muscarius, 966 nucleotides. RefSeq lists its product as uncharacterized. The transcript has 2 exons. The record is from RefSeq and is a predicted model, not a curated record. NCBI's taxonomy places the organism in Eukaryota, Fungi, Ascomycota, Sordariomycetes, Hypocreales, Cordycipitaceae. The coding region runs from base 1 to 966 and encodes 321 amino acids.